AAGUUACUCCACGUUAGUCGUACGAUCUCAUUCGCUGUGUCGGGUUGAUCGGCAUCAUCGUCAGCUGGUUAGCGUCACCUUCAAUCGCAAAUUGUUGUGGUUGUUGUUUUUGUUUUUAUCCAAACGCGUUUUGUGCAACUGCAGUGAGCUUGAUAAAAUAUAAAUUACAUUAUUAUCGAUAUCGCGUUGUUCUUUAUCGUGGACACAUACACCCACACACACACACAUAUAUGGAUGUUGUUUUUUUUUAAUUUUGUUCCAUUUUAUUUAAAAAAAAAAAACCCUUGAGACCCUGAAAAACCGGCUUGAUAAAGAAAAAUAUUCAUGGAACACCUGCUAAGAAGAAUGAAAAUUUCCAGCAUAUAUUUUUGAUGAAGAAAUUAUUUAAUUUCAAGUAUUUAAAUAAUAAAUUUUGUGAAUUUAAAAAACGUGAUUUGUGUUAUGUUUUAUUACGUUGUGAUAUAAAAAUUAAAACAAGAAAAAAAAAUAAUUAUUAUAUAUUAAUAAUUUAAUAAAAAAAAAAAAAAAAAUCAAAAAAAGUGUUAAAACAAUGUCAUCGAGUGGUGAAUUUUCAACACUGUCAAGUGGUGAAGCAACUGGAACUGGAGAUGAUUCAUUGCCAAGUUCACGUGAAGCAACUGGUGAAGCAUCUGGUUCAACAAAUGGAUUUGUGUCACUUGGUGAAUUUUUGGAACGUUUUUCAUUACCAAGAGUUGUUAGAGUUGAAAAUGGUGGUGGUCGUCCAAUACUAUUGUAUAAACAACAACAACGUUCAUUACGUGUAACAGCAACUCUACUUAUGCAUCGUUAUCGUCAUGAUGUCAAAGUUGGACCGGAAAUAGUCAUACCUGAGGGUUAUCCUGGAUGGUUCUCUGUUGUUUCAAAUAAUACUGGAACAGGAAGUGCUAGAGUCUACAGAAGAAUUGGCGCACUUGUAAAAGCUGGUGUUCCGGCUUUUCUUCUUGCAAAGCCACUACGUGCAUACACUCUCACUCAUUCGAAAACAGAAAAUGGUAAUUUACGGGCACAUUAUACAAAAACAACUGUACGAGCUGGUGAAGUACUGAGAUUAGCAGCUGUUUUUCAAGAUACAAGAAGAUCACCAGUAUCAAGUAGUGUAACAAGUGUAACAACAGGAUCAUCAGAAAAAAAAAGUUCAAGAUCAUCAGAACGUGAUCAAUAUGCACAAUGUUUAGAUUCACAGGGACAUGAAUUAUUUGCUCCUCUUUCAUCUCGUGGUGAAUUUUAUGCAACAUGUCAAAGUGGAAGUCUUGAUACUGGAAGUGAUGCUGUACUUUAUCGUGUUCAUCAACUUGCUAGAAGAGAUUUACCACUCAGAGUAAGAUUAGUAGCGGGACCCCUGCCGAUACCACUGCCACGUGAUUAUACUGGAUUGAUGCAAUUUGAGGGCGCGACAAGGGGUCCCAUAGUACUUGGUUGUGCAGUACCACUUAUACCUGAACGACCAUUACCAGGUACAACAGUACCAGAAUUAUUGGAGCUUGUUGCAACUGGUCCAGGCGCACCCAGAGUUAAACGAGCACGACUUGGCUGUCCAUCCGAGUCUCGAUUGCUUGCCUCACCAAAAAUGCAACGAUUACUCUCAGCUUGCAGAAGAGCGUUAGAUCAACGAGCAACUGAGCCACGAGUAGCACCACCAAAACCACCAUCAACAAAUAUACAAUUAAAAGAAUUACAUCUGAAAGAAAUAAAAUCAAAACCAGAAACAAAGCCUAUAUUACAAAGUUUAAAAGAUGGUAUAGAACAUAUUAAAAAAACAACAAUACGAGAUAGAAGUCAUUCACGAAAUAAUGCACCAACAAAUCCAAGUUUUCUUGAAAGAAUAACAAGAAUAGCACAUGGUGGUCGUAGUAGAAAUCCAGCUAAAAAAUCAGCAUCAUUUACAUUUGCAGUAAGACCUGAAAUUGGUAUGAGAUCACAAGAACGUUAUGCAAGUCUUGAAUCAGAUGCAAAUUGUUUAGUACCAAGUGGUAUUUGUGGAUCUGGUUUAUUAUCACGACAACAAGUACAAAGAUCAGUAUCAACAAGUGUCUUGGAAAUACAACAAACACGAGCUGAUUUAGAUCCACCAUAUUCAAAAGUUAGAGACAGUUUAACACCACUUCCAUCAACACCACCAUUAAAAUUUGAAGAUAUUUAUACGGAAAUAUGUGAACCAACGAGAGAUCAUCGAUCCAGUAGAAAUCGUAAUACACAAGAAGCUAAAUCACCACCACCUAAAAUUGGAACAAAUGAAAAAGAUCGAGGAUAUGUUAAACUUACGUUAAAUUCAGAAAUUUCUGAUAUAUCAAACAGUACUGAAGAAGAAGAAGGAAUCUACAACACAGUUUGUUGAAAUAUAAAGGGGAAAAAAAAUACUUGAUUUGAAAUAUUUAAAAAGGUAAAAAAUUACUGGAUUUACUGAGGUCAAGGUUACCGGAAAGGAUUGCAUGUUAUACCACAGGAUUGGUUGUUCUGCAUACACGGAAAAGCGAUUAAUCAAUUAAAUCGUCACGAUUUAAUGCGUUUACCUGUUUUCCUAUACCAUCGUUCAAAUAGAAGUACACUAUUUAUACAAAAAAAAAAAAAAAAAGAAACGUUGACCCUGCGAGUUUACGCGUUGCGUGAUGCAAAAGAUCCAACUUCGACAUAUGAUUACGACACAUGUACUUGGUAUGGUAUUUUAUUUGCCCCAACCUGAGAAGGUAAAUUGCGUACAGUUCAUUCACGUGCUUGGAUAGAUUCCCCUUAUUCUCUUUGACUAUUUUUUUUUUAUUUUUUUAUUUAUUAUUAUUUCUUUUCUGUCAUCUCCAAUUUUGCUCUUUCCUUUCUUGAAUGAUCGUGAAAGGUGAAUAACGCCAGAAGGGACAAAUGUUAUUGAACUUGAAGAAUUAAAAAAAAAAAAAAUAAAAAACAUCAC
Aphidius gifuensis is the source of this 2920-nucleotide messenger RNA. RefSeq lists its product as uncharacterized. The transcript is spliced from 6 exons. Bases 551 to 2356 code for a protein of 601 amino acids. The record is from RefSeq and is a predicted model, not a curated record. Lineage: Eukaryota; Metazoa; Arthropoda; Insecta; Hymenoptera; Braconidae.